This is a messenger RNA of Otolemur garnettii (small-eared galago), 1332 nucleotides long. It is a transcript of the gene ELMOD2, whose product is annotated as ELMO domain containing 2. The transcript is spliced from 9 exons. The record is from RefSeq and is a predicted model, not a curated record. Gene Ontology annotation, molecular function: GTPase activator activity. Bases 127 to 1008 code for a protein of 293 amino acids. Gene Ontology annotation, cellular component: membrane. Lineage: Eukaryota; Metazoa; Chordata; Mammalia; Primates; Galagidae.
CUUCCGGGUCGCGGUGCUUGCAGGGAACGUUCCGCAAGUAGCGUCGUUUCCGUUGUCGGCUCUUUGCAGUUGGGGAAACCGAGGCAGCUUCUGCUCCUCCUAGUUCUCCGCUCCUGUGAGGAAAAAAUGUUUAUUUCUUUGUGGGAGUUCUUCUAUGGGCACUUUUUGCGAUUUUGGAUGAAAUGGCUCUUACGACAGAUGACUGGAAAGUGUGAAUUGCAGCGAAUUUUUGAUACCUAUGUGGGUGCACAGAGGACUCACAGGAUAGAAAAUUCCUUGACAUACUCCAAGAAUAAGGUUUUACAGAAGGCAACACAUAUUGUCCAGAGUGAUGUGGACAAAUAUGUAGAAGAUAUAAUGAAGGAAAAGAAUAUUAACUCUGAGAAGGAUUCCAGUUUUAAAAUCUGCAUGAGGACAUGCUUACUACAGAUAACUGGUUAUAAACAGCUCUAUUCGGAUGUAGAAAGUGUGAGGAAAAGGCCAUAUGAUUCUGAUAACCUGCAACAUGAAGAGCUCCUCCUAAAGCUUUGGAAUCUUCUAAUGCCAACGGAAAAGUUGAAGGCCAGAAUCUCCAAGCAGUGGGCUGACAUUGGUUUCCAGGGUGAUGAUCCCAAAACAGACUUCAGAGGCAUGGGCAUACUGGGAUUAAUCAAUCUUGUGUAUUUCAGUGAAAAUUACACCAAUGAAGCUCAUCAGAUUCUUUCUCGUUCAAAUCAUCCAAAAUUAGGGUAUUCUUAUGCAAUAGUUGGAAUCAAUCUUACAGAGAUGGCUUAUAGCUUAUUGAAGAGUGAAGCUUUGAAGUUUCAUCUCUACAACUGUGUUCCUGGUAUACCAACAAUAGAACACUUUCAUCAGUUUUAUUGUUAUCUUGUCUAUGAAUUUGACAAGUUUUGGUUUGAAGAAGAACCAGAAAGCAUUAUGUAUUUCAACUUGUAUAGAGAGAAGUUUCAUGAAAAGAUAAAAGGACUCUUACUAAAUUAUAAUGUAGCACUUACUUUAAAAAUAUAAAUCAUCCAUUUUAUCCUCUAUUUUUACCACAUUUUGCACACACAACAGAAUUUAUAUGUUGUAAUAGAAAUUAUCUGAUCAACUUCACUCUUAUAUAAUUUCCUACAAAAGUAUUUCAGAAAUUCUAUUUAAGAAAGCUAGUGGACAAUCAGUGUAUGUUUACAAUUGUUUAUACACUGUUCUCCAAAGGUACCUUAUCCUUCCAAAGAUCCUCUCUGUAGAGACAUGUGGACUACAGUCUGGAACUUGGGACUUGGCCCAUUAAGUGUAAAAGUAUAAAUCAGGUGUUUGUAUUAAAUUGGUUAAUUAACAUGUGUAACAUCA